AUGGAGAGCUCGAGAAGUAAGAAUGAUGACAACUUGGGUGUGAAUAGAACCGGUAAGAAAAUUAGAAAAAGUCAUUUACAUGAAAACAACUUUCAUGCUUCCCUUCCUUACAGGCGGCGCCAUCACAAUGAUUACAUAUACACUAUAAGCAAGGAAGAGCUCAAGGACUUUGCUCAAUUUCACACUGGAUUACAUUCUCAUGAUCAUUCAACAAGGCCAAUUUACAAUCACCCGGAAAGGCAAAACGUGCGGUUAAACACAAUCAGACCUCCACCAUUGCUACAUGUUCAAAGGCCACCAAUGCUGGAAGCCCCCUCCCUAGUUCCUUACAAUAAUGAUGUUGCAUUGCAAAGAUCUCCUCCAUCUAUACACACAUCAUCAAGUCUUGUGCCUAAUAUUCCUUCCACAGAAACAAAUGACCCUCCAAUUACAUCUUCAACAUUUGAAUUCAUAUUGCCUUCUUCACCAACCGCUUACAUUAAUCUAGAAUCCCCUAAGUUCUAUUAUCCACCUCCAUCACCAGGAAUGAAAUUUCCAUCAGAAUCAUGUACUCUAGAGCCUCUGCUUUUUCCAGAAUAUCCACCAUCACCAACAGAAAUUCCUGACAUUGCAAGUCCUAGAAGGGGAGAUCGGUAA
Messenger RNA from Lotus japonicus, 636 nucleotides. Its product is annotated as protein HAIKU1-like. The record is from RefSeq and is a predicted model, not a curated record. Bases 1 to 636 code for a protein of 211 amino acids. Lineage: Eukaryota; Viridiplantae; Streptophyta; Magnoliopsida; Fabales; Fabaceae. The transcript has a single exon.